Molecule: messenger RNA, 321 nt
Organism: Diatraea saccharalis (sugarcane borer)
Lineage: Eukaryota; Metazoa; Arthropoda; Insecta; Lepidoptera; Crambidae
Source: the annotation of a GenBank genome assembly
AUGUUGCGUUCCUGUUCAACCUUAUCAAAUGACUCCAGAACUGUUAUGACAUCACUGCAACUUUAUAAAUACUUGCUACGCCAGUGUGAAAAGUUACCUCCUGAUGCUUGUAAACAUUAUAAGUUUGCAGUCAAACAGAGUUAUAAGCAACAUAGAGUUGAACCAGACCCAGUAAGAGUCAAAGAAAUAAUUCAUAAAAGUAUUGAGGAUGCAAAGUGGAUUGUGAGCAAGGUAGUUAAAUAUUGUAGCAGUUUCCAUUUUUCUUCUAUAUAUUAUAUGUUUACUGUUUGUCUUGCUAAAACUCGAGAACUGCUGGGCUAA